ACCCUUGUUGGAGCGUUUUAAAACCACCCCCUCUUCCCCCUUUCCCCUUCGUCUCCUCCUCGACGCGCUCACCCCCCCCUCUCUCUCUCUCUCUCUCUCUCUCUCCUCGGCCAUGGCGGAAGAGGUCGAAGAUCCCAAGCCCCAUGCCGCCGAGGGCGCCCCCCAAAGCCACGAUGACUCCUCCGGCGACUCGGCGGCGCAACCUCCUCCGGCCGCCGGCGCCGGUGCCGGCGGCGGAGGCGGGAUCGGGGGCUUCUCCCUCAGCAUCUGGCCCCCGACGCAGCGCACCCGCGACGCCGUGAUCCGCCGCCUCGUCGAGAACCUCACCUCCUCCACCGUCCUCUCCAAGCGCUACGGGGUCGUCCCCGCCGACGAGGCCGAGGAGUCGGCGCGCGCCGUCGAGCGCGAGGCCUUCGCCGCCGCGUCAGCCGCCGCCGCCGCCGACGCCGAGGGUGGCGGGGCCAAGGGCGGCGACUCCGUCGAGGAGGGGAUCGAGGUCCUACACGUCUACUCCAAGGAGAUCAGCCGCCGAUUGCUCGAGUUCGCUAAGUCUAGGGCUUCCGUGGCCUCCCCCGCCUCGUCUUUACCCUCCACCGCAUCCGAUGCUCCGACCGAGGGCGCCGCCUCUGCCGCGGAGGUGGCUUCGCCUCCCGCCGUCGGCGAGGAAGCUUCCGCCGACGCAUCCGAGGCUUCUACCGCUUGAUCCUCGCCCUUAUGAUGUUACCUCUACUUUCCUUUGCUUUCUCGGAUCUUCGAUUAAGAACUUUUGGAUCUUGCCAUAUCUAGAAUUUUAUCUACUUUGCCUCUAUAAAAGAUUAUCUAUGGUAUUUGGGGAUUUGAUACCUUCUUUAAUGGAGAGCUGCCACAUAUAUCUGAUCUAAUACUUAGAAGAUGCAGCUAGGAGUACGUAGAAGAUGUUAUUCGGAAUGUUAUUAGAUUUCUCUAGACAAUUAAAAGCAUGUUGAUGUUAUUAGUGUUUAAUCCUUAAAAUGCUUCAGUAGUAGUUCUCUUUUCUCUAUUA
Messenger RNA from Ananas comosus (pineapple), 1021 nucleotides. Its product is annotated as MFP1 attachment factor 1-like. Bases 113 to 703 code for a protein of 196 amino acids. The transcript has 2 exons. The record is from RefSeq and is a predicted model, not a curated record. Gene Ontology annotation, biological process: lateral root development; mitotic cell cycle. Lineage: Eukaryota; Viridiplantae; Streptophyta; Magnoliopsida; Poales; Bromeliaceae.